Messenger RNA from Syzygium oleosum, 1013 nucleotides. RefSeq lists its product as uncharacterized. The transcript has 5 exons. The record is from RefSeq and is a predicted model, not a curated record. NCBI's taxonomy places the organism in Eukaryota, Viridiplantae, Streptophyta, Magnoliopsida, Myrtales, Myrtaceae. Gene Ontology annotation, molecular function: phosphoprotein phosphatase activity. Bases 1 to 591 code for a protein of 196 amino acids.
AUGGGGAAGCAGAGAGCACCGUCGGCGGCGGCGGCGGGCGGCGGCCGGGAUCCUACUGGUCUGGGAUUCCGAAGGGGGCCUCCUCCUCCUCCUCCUCCGGAAUGUGAUGGGAAACCAAAAGUGAACUACGUAACGGUGUUUGAACGCCCUGGUUUGCAUGAGUUCUUGAAAAGGAUCAGUGAAUUUGCAAACCUUAUUUUAUUUACCGCGGGUCUUGAAGAUUACGCCAGACCGCUUGUGGACAGAAUGGACAAAGACAACGUGAUUGGAGAACGUCUUUAUCGCCCUUCGACUGUCAGCACGGAAUAUAGGGAACACGUGAAGGAUCUAUCUUGUUUAUCAAAAAAUUUGUCUCGGAUAGUUAUUGUGGACAACAACCCAUUUAGCUUUUUGCUGCAACCGUUGAAUGGAAUACCGUGCGUCCCGUUCUCAGCUGGACAGCCAUAUGAUGAUCAGCUUUUGGUGGUUCUCCUUCCUCUACUCAAGCACCUUUCUCUGCAAAGAGAUGUACGGCCAGUCUUGUAUGAGAGAUUCCACAUGCCCGAAUGGUUUCAAAUGCACGGUAUCCCCACCAGUGGAAACGGCGUUUGAUCGACAAUCCAGGAAAUCAUCUCAUGGAAGUGGAGACUGUGAUUCGUCGUCGCGCUACACAAGCUCGUGAUUCAUAGUGCCCUCAUCAUCCUUCUUGUACAUUAAUAAUAAUGUCGAAGGAGUCCUGUCAUUUCAAGAAUAUUAGGAUUUGUGGAGGCAAUUGAUGCAUCAUCAGCAGAGGGACCGAAGGGAGCACGAAGUUGAUGGACCGAUGGAGGGCAGCAUUCGUUUUUGUGUAAUUAAUUCAAAAGUGUAGUUUCCAAUCUGAUUAUCAUUGAAAGAGGUGGUCUUAAGAAUGGCCUUUGAUUGAGAAGUAAUUAGCUUGGUCAGUCUUGUAGCAAUCGGAAUGCUGGAAUUACAGAAACUGUGCAGUUGAAGAUUAGACCAGUCUGUUUAAUUUCAUGGAGUUUCCUUGCUUCGUA